AUGAUCCAACCUGGCAGAAGUUUUGCUGCUCCCGGCUUUCCCCUUGAAGGGCAGGGGCGAAUGAACCAGCUUGGGGGGUUGUUCAUCAACGGCAGGCCGCUGCCAAACCACAUUCGCUACAAAAUCGUAGAAAUGGCCCACCAAGGAAUAAGACCGUGUCAGAUCAGCCGUACUCUUCGAGUUUCUCACGGCUGUGUGAGCAAGAUCCUCUGUCGUUACCAAGAGACUGGCUCGAUUAGACCGGGCACAAUCGGUGGCAGUAAGCCCAAGGUCGCAACGGUCGAGGUGGAGAAGCGGAUCGAAGACUACAGAAAGGAUAACGAGGGAAUUUUCAGUUGGGAAAUCCGGGAAAGAUUGUUGAAUGAGAAGAUAUGCGACCAACAAAAUGUGCCAAGCAUCAGUUCUAUCAGCCGGAUUUUACGCCACGGAAAUGGACGGCAUAAAACAAACGAACACGAGAAGGUCUGUCGAGCUGAUGGAAAUGCAGAAAGAGCGAAAAACAGCCACAGUAUAGAAGGAAUUUUGAAUAAAAGAGAUGAAGAACCCGAUUACGAACCUGAACUUCAACCGGAUCUCCCGUUAAAGCAUAAGCAGCGACGUUGUCGAACGACAUUUACAUGUGAACAGUUAGAGCAGCUGGAGAAAGCAUUCGACCGAACGCAUUAUCCUGAUAUUUAUACCCGAGAGGAAUUGGCGCAGAGAACGGGACUGACAGAAGCCAGAGUACAGGUUUGGUUUAGUAAUCGCCGUGCCCGUUGGCGGAAACAAGCUUCUUUUCUCCCAUUGAAUGGGUAUAGUCCAUGGUAUCCUAUGGCAACCACCGGCUCAGUCAUGCCUGUCUCUGCUGGACCACCUUGUGUGCUACCAGACACUAUGCAUAGUUUUCCCUCGCAAGAUUUUUCAUUCCUGCCUCCAUCUCAUCCGAGCAGACUGUAUCAAAAUAGUUUUUAUACUCAGUAUAACCCACCAACAUUCAGCCUGCCAAGUAUGCCAGACCUGUCAACUGGAAGUAAAUCUGUAGUCAGUGGACCAGUACACCAACAUGUGUAUCAGGGUCAGCCAGAAUACGUCCAAUCAUCAUUAUGCAAGAAUCCCAUUGUUAUGAACCGUCCAAUCAUACCACCUGUUUCAAAAUCUCCAGUAUGCAGCCUCCCUAUGAUAGUGAAUCAUCCAAUGACACCAACCGUAACAAACACACCCUGCCAACCGUUUCCAUCACCUCCAUGGGUGCACACCAUGCCAGCUGGGGGACAGGAGCCGUAUCAGCAAGUCUCACAGUUCAGCCCAAAGCAUGGUUUGUACUCGUCUUUUAUGUAA
Messenger RNA from Saccoglossus kowalevskii, 1317 nucleotides. RefSeq names its product paired box protein Pax-3-B-like. Gene Ontology annotation, molecular function: RNA polymerase II cis-regulatory region sequence-specific DNA binding; DNA-binding transcription factor activity, RNA polymerase II-specific. NCBI's taxonomy places the organism in Eukaryota, Metazoa, Hemichordata, Enteropneusta, Harrimaniidae. The record is from RefSeq and is a predicted model, not a curated record. Gene Ontology annotation, biological process: regulation of transcription by RNA polymerase II; anatomical structure development.